Molecule: messenger RNA, 525 nt
Organism: Phaeoacremonium minimum UCRPA7
Lineage: Eukaryota; Fungi; Ascomycota; Sordariomycetes; Togniniales; Togniniaceae
Product: putative c2h2 type zinc finger containing protein
Exons: 2
Coding region: 1-525 (174 amino acids)
Molecular function (GO): zinc ion binding; nucleic acid binding
Source: RefSeq, a predicted model, not a curated record
AUGCCCCCACGACACCAGACCCUUCCACCGGCGCAGACGUCCUCGGCGCGCGAGGCGCUGCAGUCCUUCUACUGCCAGCUGUGUCAGAAGGGCUACUCGCGCAUGAAUGACUACGAAGCCCACCUCAGCUCCUACGACCACAGCCACAAGCAGCGCCUCAAGGACAUGAAGGCCAUGGUCCGCGACCCCAACGCCGCCGCCCGCGCCCGCAAGGCAGAGGCCAAGGCCGACGGCGUCAUCAGCAUCAAGAUUGGGGAAGGCGGCCCGGGCGCAGGCGGUGCUGCCCCCGGCGGCGGCGCGGGGUUCAAGAAGGGCGGCUUCAAGAAGUCGGGCUUCAAGUCUGCGUUUGUGGCUGUUGAUGGGGAUGACGCCGAAGUUGUCGCUCCAGGACCCGAGAAGAAGGAAGCUCGGAUCAGAGACGAACUACGGGACAAGGAAACACCAGUGGUGCAUAGCAGCCUGGUCGAGAGCGAUACUGAGGAUGAAGGCUACGAGGUAUACGAUCCGAGAUACCCAACUGAUUGA